AUGAAUCGCUGGACUUCGAUUUUGCUGAUUUUUUUCUUGAUUUCCCUUGUUCCAUGUCAAUCCAAUGCAUCUUUUCUUGUGUUGUUUAGAAAAUUAAUACAGGUUAAUCACAAAUCACAGUCACAACCCAUAAAAUCCGAUCAGAUGUCUCCAUCGCCAAGCCCAGUUCCAUCGGCUAAUUCAAAUACUAGGGAUGCUCAAAAUCCAGUGAAUCAGCCAAAGUCAGAGAUAUGUGACAUGGUGUCUAAUAAGUGCGACAUUGCAGGAUACAAAAUCACAGCAUGUGUUCCUUCUCUUGGAAAAGGGUCUGGAGGAUCAUACAUGCUUAUCCUGAAUGAUUUUGAGAGCUCUCUUAGGCUAAAUAUUGCUGUUCGUCCCAUGAACGAAAUCCUGGAAAAUAUAGAAAUUCCCGAUCACCAAGUCAAGAAGGUAAAUUUGCCAUCAAAUACAGAAGGAAUCUCUUCCAUUUUGCUAAGUACUGGAAACGGGAAUUGUGUGAUUCAUGUAGGAGAUGCAGGAUCAGAAGGUUUUUAUACCACAUAUUUCACGCCAGUCAGCGGAACAUACCUAUUGUUUGCUACAGGUUUGCUUAUAGCAGGGAUAUGGGCAUGCUGCAAGUUGGGGAAAAGGGGACGACAUCUCGAUGGAGUCCCAUAUCGGGAACUUGAAAUGGGGCAAAAAGACUCCAAAUCUUCCUCGAGUGUUGGAACAGCUGAACAUUGGGAUCAAAGUUGGGAUGAGGAUCGGGAUGAAGAGAAGGCAAUGAAAUCACCACGAGGAAGUCAUGUGGGAAAAAGAUUGCGGAAUGGUUCCACUUUGAGGAUUAACGACAAUAGCCUGCAAUGCCCGAAAACCACUGAUCGCCUUAGCGAGUAA
Molecule: messenger RNA, 876 nt
Organism: Fraxinus pennsylvanica
Lineage: Eukaryota; Viridiplantae; Streptophyta; Magnoliopsida; Lamiales; Oleaceae
Source: the annotation of a GenBank genome assembly